UUGUGCAUACGGUCUUACGUACGGUGGGACCCCUCAGAUCUUCGCUUGGCCAUGAUGAGCUAGCGAUCCAGAUCGUCGAUUUGAUGAGGUUCCGGAAAGAAAUUUUUGUGGUUAUUAAUAAAAAGAGAGAGAGAACUUUGGGUCUAACAGGUUUGGUACAUGGAACUGUAACUAAGACUGAUAAAAAAAAGACAUGCAGCCCAUGGGGAAUGAAAGACCUGGACCUCCAAAUUUUCCUGGAAGACCUGCAUCUUCCCCCUUUGGGGCUGCUCCUCAAACUACAAUGCCAUCUCCUCAAACUACAAUGCCAUUUUUAUCGUCUGGGCCAGUUGUUGGUUCAGAUGCUUUUGGUUAUAGAGCUGCAGCUGCCCCACCAGUUAGGUUUAAUGGUCCAUCAAUGUCUUCCCCGCCAGCAUCUUAUCCUUCAUCGAAUUUAGGUGCUUAUCAGCGCUUUCCAUCACCAAAUUAUCUUUCAACUGCUCAAUCCCCAGGUCCCUUGCGUGGUCCAGCAUACACUGGCCAGCCAGGAUUACCGCCACCGACACUACCUUCUAUGGGCCAACAACCAGUUUUAGCCCCAACUGUUGCUGCUCGUCCAUUCCAGAUUCCCCCGGUGCCAAUGGGACCUCCUACUCAAAAUGUAAACCCUACACCACCUAGAGGUAAUAUACCUCCAUCAGCGGAGUCAUCGUUUCCUGCUUUGAGGCCAGUUUUGCAGUCAUCUUUGCAUGGAUACCCCAGUAGGCAACCCAUUCCUGUUGCACAUGUUCCUCCACCACAGGCUUCCCCUUUCCAUCCACAACAAGGCUUUGUACCACCCCCACCCGGAGGAACUCCUGUAAGUCUGAAUUCCAGGGAACAUGUGCCAUAUACCAGUGCAGGACCUCCUCUAGGUGCCCUUCAAGGCUUGGUUGAGGAGUUCAGCUCACUAACAGUUGGAUCUGUUCCGGGAUCAAUUGAUGCUGGAAUUGAUUCCCAAGCGCUGCCGAGGCCACUGGAUGGCGAUGUGGAGCCAAGUUCCUUUGUUGAGAUGUACCCCUUGAAUUGCCAUCCUAGAUAUCUAAGGCUGACGACGAGUGCAAUACCAAAUUCUCAAUCAUUGCUGUCCAGGUGGCAUUUGCCUCUUGGAGUAGUGGUUCAUCCUCUGGCGGAACCUCCUGAAGGGGUCAGUAACACUGUUCUCAGAAGGGCCAAGGAAGAAGUGCCCAUUGUCAAUUUUGGACCGGCAGGCAUUAUUCGCUGUAGAAGAUGUCGAACAUAUGUGAAUCCAUAUGUGACAUUUACGGAUGGAGGAAGAAAGUGGCGUUGCAACAUUUGCGCUUUGCUUAAUGAUGUUCCUGGUGAUUAUUUCUCCCUUUUGGAUGCAAGUGGUAGAAGGUGUGAUGCAGAUCAACGACCUGAGCUUACAAAGGGUAGUGUAGAAUUUGUUGCUCCGACUGAGUAUAUGGUGCGGCCUCCAAUGCCGCCUCUAUAUUUCUUCCUCAUUGAUGUAUCGUCAUCUGCUGUUAGAAGUGGGAUGCUUGAGAUAGUGGCCAAGACCAUCAAGUCUUGUUUGGAUGAGCUGCCUGGCUUCCCUAGGACACAGAUUGGAUUCAUAACUUUUGACAGCACUCUACAUUUUUAUAAUAUGAAGUCAUCUUUGACUCAGCCUCAGAUGAUGGUGGUGUCAGAUCUGGAUGACAUAUUUGUACCUUUGCCAGAUGAUCUCCUAGUCAACUUGUCUGAAUCUAGAAGUGUGGUGGACACAUUUUUGGAUAGCUUGCCUUCCAUGUUUCAGGACAAUGUUAAUAUAGAAUCUGCUUUCGGGCCUGCACUUAAAGCGGCAUUCAUGGUUAUGAGUCGACUUGGAGGAAAGUUACUGAUCUUUCAGACCACUCUACCGUCUCUUGGUAUUGGUCGCCUAAAGUUACGUGGAGAUGAUCUUCGUGUUUAUGGAACGGAUAAAGAACAUAUGUUGAGAUUACCAGAAGAACCAUUUUAUAAGCAAAUGGCUGCUGAUCUUACAAAAUGCCAGAUUGGGGUGAACUUAUAUGUUUUCAGUGACAAGUAUUCGGAUAUAGCUUCACUAGGAACUCUUGCAAAAUAUACCGGUGGCCAGGUAUAUUAUUAUCCAUCUUUUCAAGGGGAUGUUCACAAAGAGAAGCUCAGGCAUGACUUGGCCCGGGAUCUCACGAGGGAGACUGCUUGGGAGGCUGUGAUGCGCAUCCGAUGUGGAAAAGGGGUCCGGUUUACCACUUAUCAUGGGCACUUUAUGUUAAGGUCUACAGAUUUAUUGGCUCUUCCAGCUGUUGACAGUGAUAAAGCCUUUGCAUUGCAGUUAUCUCUAGAAGAAACUUUAUUGACAACUCAGACUGUAUAUUUUCAAGUUGCUCUGUUAUACACCUCAUCUUCUGGGGAAAGGCGUAUCAGAGUCCAUACUGCAGCAGCACCUGUGGUCGCAGAUCUUGGAGAGAUGUACCGCCAGGCUGACACGGGAGCCAUUGUCUCUGUGUUGAGUAGACUCGCAAUUGAGAAAACAUUGUCCCAUAAGCUUGAAGAUGCUCGCCACACCGUGCAGCUAAGGAUUGUGAAGGCCCUCAGAGAAUAUCGGAACCUCUAUGCUGUUCAGCACCGGUUGAGUGGCAGGAUGAUAUAUCCAGAAUCACUGAAAUUCUUACCUCUGUAUGGACUAGCAUUGUGUAAAUCUAUUCCCAUCCGUGGAGGAUAUGCUGAUGCUCAACUUGACGAGCGGUGUGCUGCUGGUUUCAAUAUGAUGGUUUUGCCUGUUAAAAGAUUAUUGAAGCUUCUCUAUCCCAGUUUGAUGCGGCUUGAUGAGUACCUUGUAAGGGCUCCAGUAGCUGAUGCUGAUGAUUUUAGGAACUUCUUAAAGCGGUUGCCUUUGACUGCUGGGAGCUUAGACCCUAAAGGCCUUUAUAUUUACGAUGAUGGAUUUCGCUUCAUUAUUUGGUUCGGCAAAAUGCUAUCUCUUGAUAUCACUGCCAAUUUACUUGGGGUAGAUUCAUCUGGGUAUCCUGAGCUGUCCAAGUUUAUCCUUCCUGAGCUCGACAACGGAGUGUCAAGAAAGCUAAUGGGGAUUCUGAAAAGAUUGAGGGAGAGUGACCCUUCAUCAUAUCAGUUGUGCCAUCUCGUGAGACAAGCCGAGCAGCCAAGGGAAGGUUUGUUGCUAUUUGCCAAUCUGAUUGAGGACCAGAUUGGGGGUGCUGGUGGCUAUAUUGAUUGGAUCCAGCAAAUACACCGCCAAGUCCAGCAAAGUGCUUAAACAGAUGACAUUGUAUACUGUGGCCCGCUGGUUAGACUGAAAGGCAUUGGAUGCUAUCACCUGAAGUGGUGGUCCGUCGGCUUUGGAUCAAGUAGCAAAAGUAGCCCUACCUUGUCAUGACUUCUGUUUGUGAUGUUUGAGUCAGGGUUAGUAUGAAGUUUACAUUGGGUUUCUUGUGUUGAUCCCCUAAAUUAAAUUAAGAAUAAGUAGGUCUCUGUUAUCUUUCUAUUUAUGAGGAAUUCCCCUUUCUUUUUCUUUUUCUCAGAUAUAUAAAUUUUGUUUUGUGGUUUCCAUUGCCGCCAGUGUGCAAUUUGUUGAAUCAUAAAAUAAGGAUUGAAUCAGAUAUUGAUCUUGUGGGGUCUGUGGCCAUUCGACGGCUAAUUCUCCAUUCUUACAAA
Magnolia sinica is the source of this 3657-nucleotide messenger RNA. RefSeq names its product protein transport protein SEC24 A-like. NCBI's taxonomy places the organism in Eukaryota, Viridiplantae, Streptophyta, Magnoliopsida, Magnoliales, Magnoliaceae. Gene Ontology annotation, cellular component: endoplasmic reticulum exit site; COPII vesicle coat. Gene Ontology annotation, biological process: intracellular protein transport; COPII-coated vesicle cargo loading; endoplasmic reticulum to Golgi vesicle-mediated transport. Gene Ontology annotation, molecular function: zinc ion binding; SNARE binding. The record is from RefSeq and is a predicted model, not a curated record. The transcript is spliced from 15 exons. Bases 194 to 3259 code for a protein of 1021 amino acids.